UACUUUACUGGUUAGACUACUGGACUGAUUAUUUUGAGCGGCGUAGAGGAGCGACGUUCGUCUCCGAUUGAAUCAAUCAGGAAAAAAAAAAAUCGAUAUCGAUCUGAGAGAAAGUGUGCGAAGAAGAAUGGGAGAUUCGCGAUCGUUGCUGGAUGGAUUCAAGGGGUUCUGGGAGGAGAGGUUAUCGUUCCUGGAGAAUUACACGAGGUUCACCAAACGCGAUACGCCUCUUCCUUCUUGGUCUUCCUCCGACGUCGACGAGUUCAUAGCCUCGGAUCCCGUCAAUGGACCCACCCUGAAAACUGCUAGGGAAGCUGCGGCUUUUGGUGCUACUGGAGCUGCACUUGGAGCUGUAUCUACUGCUGCUUUUUCCUGGAAAUAUUCCAGGAGUCCACAUGGUACUGCACUGUCAUUCUUAGGAGGAGGUCUUUUUGGUUGGACCUUUGGGCAAGAAGUCGCUAACCACACGAUGCAACUGUAUAAGUUGGACACGAUGGCUGCUCAAGUUAAGUUCAUGGAAUGGUGGGAACGCAAGUCUCAAGGAAGGUCCUGAAUCCUAAAACAGAGAGAAGCUUGCUAUUUUCUCUGCCAAGAUUGUCUUGCAAAGAUCAUGAGAUGGUGGUAGCAGUUAAAUCCAUUUUCAGACUCUCUUUCGAACCUUUCUUUAUGUUCUCACUCUCGAAACGUGUUUGUUUUCCUUGUCUCAAUAAUUCUACAAUGCCCCAUGAGUAGAUGAACUGAAACAGUCUCUUUUGGAUUUAUAAUAAAAAAGCUUAUUCAGUGUUAAAAAUA
Brassica napus (rape) is the source of this 792-nucleotide messenger RNA. RefSeq names its product succinate dehydrogenase subunit 6, mitochondrial. The coding region runs from base 128 to 553 and encodes 141 amino acids. The transcript is spliced from 3 exons. NCBI's taxonomy places the organism in Eukaryota, Viridiplantae, Streptophyta, Magnoliopsida, Brassicales, Brassicaceae. The record is from RefSeq and is a predicted model, not a curated record.